Molecule: messenger RNA, 1790 nt
Organism: Toxorhynchites rutilus septentrionalis
Lineage: Eukaryota; Metazoa; Arthropoda; Insecta; Diptera; Culicidae
Product: mitochondrial amidoxime reducing component 2-like
Exons: 3
Coding region: 241-1221 (326 amino acids)
Molecular function (GO): catalytic activity; molybdenum ion binding; pyridoxal phosphate binding
Source: RefSeq, a predicted model, not a curated record
AAUAAGACUCUAACAUUUUACGUCUCGUCAAUAUUUACAUUAUUCCCAUUCUUAUCACCUCUCUACACACAAACUGAAAAGCGGAGAGAGUAAUGCCGACAAAGGUUGAUAAAACAAAAUCUCCUCAGUAGAUAUUUUAAUCUGCCGCAGUUCUGCCGGUUGUCUCCUUUCCGCUCCUAAGUUAAUCAUUUGGAUCGAUUUCAAAUCACCUGUUCAGGUAAAUCCACUGAAAUUACACCAAUGCUUUCGAAGUUGAUUGACGAGUUCCACUCGGCUAGUCCGUCGAAAAAGGCUCUCCUGGUGGCAGCUGGGGUGGGCCUAAUAACGGCUACCGCCUUCGGCGCUUACUACGCGAAGAAGCGAAUCCACAACACCCCGCCCAAGGUGUGGCACAAGGCCGGAGAAAUCAACGAAAUAUACGUAUAUCCGAUCAAAUCAUGCGCACCGGUAAAAGUUAGCCGGGUCGAUUGCUCCAUUCUGGGGCCCCAACGGAAUCUGCUUCGGGAUCGAAUCUUCAUGGUGACGAGUCUGGAGGGAAAAUGGAUAACGGCAAGGCAGAAACCGAAGCUCGUUUUGAUUCAUCCACAAUUCGACGAUGCGUUCGAACGAUUGACUCUUUCCGCGCCUGGUAUGGACGACAUUUCAAUCCAGGUACGGAGUUUGUACGACCAGCAGACCACCGACAGUGUGGUGUGGGGUGAGUCAGUUCCAACGGUGGAUUGCGGCGACGAAGUGGCGAAAUGGUUGUCGAGAUAUCUGCUGGAUAAGAGCGAGGGAUAUCGGUUAGUGUUCUAUCCGCUGAAUGAGACCAGCAGGAAAAAUGCCAGCUCGGAUUCGGGCGCUCUGCAUGACGAGACCAGCUAUAUGUUGUUCAAUUCCGCUACCGUGGAAGACCUGAAUGGGAGACUGGAACAAAAGGUGACACCGCUCCAUUUCAGACCGAACUUUGUAGUCAAAGGUCCACCAGCGUUUGCCGAGGAUAACUGGCGAUGGGUUAAAAUAGGAAAUGUGGUGUUCAAGUAUGUUAGACCAUGUUUAAGAUGUGUUUUCACCACUAUCAACCCGAUGAAUGGCGUCAAACAUCCCGAGGGACAGCCGUUGGCCACGUUGAAACAAUAUCGGAUCAACCCAAAGUAUGGUAAAGACCCUGCCUUUGGAAUACAUCUCGGAGUGAGAACAGGCGGAGAAGUCAGCCUCGGCGACUCGGUGUAUUAUGGAUAAGGGAGGUCACAUUUCGGAUAGAGCGGCCAUUUUUAACGAAAAAAAAAACAAGAUAGAUAAAAUGAUAUAAUUCGACAAAUGCUUUUUCUAUGUUGCUUAAAAAAGCAGAAAUAAAAAAAAUACUUUUUGCAAUUCCCUUCUUUCUUCUUAAUAUCUAGACAAAACUGCGAGUUUCUACGCCACCGCCUUCUCGAGAGGCCUUAGCGCAGAUGCUAGAACCCAACGUAAACUGUUUCGCCGAGACGCACGGUGCCUUCCCUGCGGACGCCCAUCUGCAUUCCCAGCACGGGAGAGUUUCCGAGACCAGGUUUCUUGCGAUAGCUAAAAUGGUGAAUAGGUUGAAAUUUCAUUUUUUGAAAAAGGGAAUAACGAAGCAUACGUUUUAAGCAUGUUCAGUGGUUCACUGUUGGGACUGGGGAUGCCCGUUUCGGGGUCGACGUUUGUGAAAAUGCAUCUAAAAUUGUAGUAAAUAAUUAUGUUCUGUUCCAGAUGAAAUUACGAUUAUGAAAGUUACCAUUUAGAUUCAUGCGCGCAUUAGAAAGAUAGAAUUUUGGAUUUAGAAUAGGAUA